AUGGUGAGAAAGCUUAAAUAUCAUGAGUCAAAAUUAUUGAAAAAAGUUGAUUUUGUUGAUUGGCGUCGUGAUAAAGGAAUUAGAAAAGCAGGAAUUAUGGCUCGAUUUCACAUUCAUGAUGAAAGUGAAUUUGAAGCUUAUGAAAAAGCAGUAUUAAAUUUAAGAAAACUUAGUUUUUUGUUACAAAAAUUACCUAAAGAUGAUGCAUUUCGUAUGGUAUUAACAAAAAGAAUUUGUGACAGGUUGUUUGUUUGA
Messenger RNA from Entamoeba nuttalli P19, 255 nucleotides. RefSeq names its product U3 small nucleolar ribonucleoprotein subunit, putative. Lineage: Eukaryota; Evosea; Mastigamoebida; Endamoebidae. The transcript has a single exon. The coding region runs from base 1 to 255 and encodes 84 amino acids. Gene Ontology annotation, molecular function: rRNA binding. The record is from RefSeq and is a predicted model, not a curated record.